Molecule: messenger RNA, 1161 nt
Organism: Ordospora colligata OC4
Lineage: Eukaryota; Fungi; Microsporidia; Ordosporidae
Exons: 1
Coding region: 1-1161 (386 amino acids)
Molecular function (GO): protein binding
Source: RefSeq, a predicted model, not a curated record
AUGGGACCUGGCAUGAUUGAUGAAGCAGAGGAAUCAGAAACGGAUGACGAUCUCGAAGAGGCACUGCUUCUUCUAUCAUGCUAUAUAAGAAAAAUAGAGGACGUGCGGGUUGAUUCAAGAAGAUUUGUGUUUGCAGAUCCUAGAAUAUACCACGACUCCACGCUCAGAUAUCUCACAGAAAGACAGACGAUGCUUAUACAAGUCAUAAUUGAUAGAUACAUGGACAAAACAGCAAUUGCACACUUAAAUCAUGCAACUCAAUCAGAAGUUCAUCUUUACAUGGGGUUUUGCUACGAAAAAGGUCUUUUUGGCGCGAAUAUGUGCCAUGCAACUGCAUUCAACCAUUACAUCUUAUCUGCACAACUAAACAAUCCAAUGGGAACAUUCAGAGUCGCACGGUGCUAUGAAAAAGGCAUAGGAAAGCAAAAAAAUACAAAGAAAGCACUUUACUUCUACAGAUGCGCUGCAAAACUCGGGCAUGUGGAUUCUAUGCACAUAUACGGAGCAACUAUACUAUUCGGAAACAAUAUAUGCAGCAGAAAGAUGGAGGCAGGAUACUUCUAUUUGAGCCUUGCGGCAAAAAAAGCAAGCAGCUUCUAUCCAUAUGCAUUAUAUGACUUUGCAAGGUGCUAUGAGGAAGGAAGUAAAAUCGAUAUUCUGCCAAAAGAUCCUGAAUAUGCAUUCAAGAAUUAUAUGAAGGGUGCAUGCCUUGACUGCCCAAACUGUCAGUUCAGAGUAGGACUGUGCUUUGAAAACGGUGAGCUUGGACAGGAAAGAGAUGUGCUGAGAGCCGUUGAAUGGUACUUCAAAGCUGCAGAUCUUGGGCAAUCAGAUGCACAGUUGAGAAUCUCUGCCUUAUUCCUCAAUGGAUAUAAAGACGUGCUUGACAAGAACCAUGAGCUUGCAUUCAGGUUUGGGAUUCGAGCAGCCAUCCAAGAACAUGUUGUUGCUGCAUAUCUUGUUUCUGAUUAUUAUAUCCAGGGUAUAGGAAUCAAGAAAAGCCGAGUGCUUUCAUCAUGGUGGAGCUUAAUAGCAGAGGAGUUAAGAGCAAACCAAAAUAUAGGACUGCCUGAGAGGAUCAAGGUCGUUGUUAUAGAUAAUGAGAUAGAUCAUGCAGAUUUUGAAGAUGGGAUGAUCGGCGGAUUGAUAAGAGCGCAAUAA